AUGUCCAUCCCAAUCCGCGCUACCGUCCUCAUCUCCGGCAACGGCUCGAACCUCCAAGCGGUCAUCGACAAAGUCGCAGCCGGGCAGCUAAACACCACGCUCGUGCGAGUCCUCUCUAACCGCAAAGAUGCCUUCGGUCUCGAGCGCGCCCGCAAAGCCAACAUCCCGACGCAGUACCACAACCUGGUCAAGUACAAGAAGCAGCACCCAGCCACGCCGGAGGGUGUGCAGGCCGCGCGCGAGGAAUACGACGCCGAGCUGGCGCGGCUGAUCCUGGCCGACUCGCCGGAGCUGGUGAUUUGUUUGGGAUUCAUGCAUGUGCUGUCGCCGCGGUUCCUGGAGCCGCUGGAGAGGGCCAAGGUGCGCAUUAUCAACUUGCACCCGGCGCUGCCGGGGGCGUUCAAUGGCGUGAAUGCGAUUGAGCGAGCUCAUGCCGCGUGGAUGGAGGGCAAGAUUGACAAGACCGGCGUCAUGAUUCAUGACGUGAUCUCAGAGGUCGAUAUGGGGAAGCCCAUCCUGGUGCGGGAAAUUCCGUUCCGGAAGGGACUGGACGAGGACAUCGAGGUCUUUGAGAAGCGUGUUCACGAGACGGAAUGGGGCAUCGUCAUUGAGGGUGUGGAUCUGGUGCUCAAGGAGCUGGCGGCGCGAAAAAGCGCCUGA
Messenger RNA from Penicillium cinerascens, 660 nucleotides. RefSeq lists its product as uncharacterized. NCBI's taxonomy places the organism in Eukaryota, Fungi, Ascomycota, Eurotiomycetes, Eurotiales, Aspergillaceae. Gene Ontology annotation, biological process: 'de novo' IMP biosynthetic process. The record is from RefSeq and is a predicted model, not a curated record. Gene Ontology annotation, cellular component: cytoplasm. The transcript is spliced from 2 exons. Bases 1 to 660 code for a protein of 219 amino acids. Gene Ontology annotation, molecular function: phosphoribosylglycinamide formyltransferase activity.